Molecule: messenger RNA, 1126 nt
Organism: Arachis stenosperma
Lineage: Eukaryota; Viridiplantae; Streptophyta; Magnoliopsida; Fabales; Fabaceae
Exons: 6
Coding region: 267-944 (225 amino acids)
Biological process (GO): mitochondrial electron transport, succinate to ubiquinone; tricarboxylic acid cycle
Cellular component (GO): mitochondrial inner membrane
Source: RefSeq, a predicted model, not a curated record
CCCGCCACCAGACAAUACACUCACACAACACCAAUACUCUGCUUCAAACUCUGUAACUUCUAAUUUCUAUUAAAACCCGCCCCACUGCCACCCCUAGCUGCCGCGUCCUCUUCUCAGUAUGUUUUUGCCUGUUUUUGUUUAAUUUUGUUUUGUUGUAGAGGGUAACGUUCUGGUUUUUGUUAAACUUUGUGUUAAAUAACAUUUCGGUUACAUCCAACCAGAAAAGCACAAAAUAAAAAUAAAAUAAAAAAAAGAAAGAAAAAAGAAUGCAGUCUCUGACCCUGAGCAAGAGGCUCUCUGCAUCCAAGCCUAUCUUCAGAAUCUCUCCUAACCUCGUCACUCAAUCAUCAACCACCUCCUCCUCUUCCACCACCUCUCCGCCACCUUCGUCACCGAUCUCCACCGCAGAUGGCGGCUCCUCCUGCCAUUCCUUGGCUCUCCUCAGCUUACUCCGCGCUCCCAGGUCCGCUACCCAAAGCCUCCGAACUGGUGUCUCCGGAUCUGACGUUAGAGAUGCAAAUCUCGCUGGAGGCCAAGUGCGCGCUUAUGAGGUUCUGAAACUUUAUCGCCCCUGUUACGGAACCGGAAUAGCAACUUUCAAGGUUCAGCCUCACGGUGCAGCUGGUUAUGCCACUGCUACUACUACUGGCGAUAGCAUCCAGAGGAAGGAGCGAGACAGUGGAUUGAGGAAUGUAGGUCCGAAGACAAAGAGAGAGCAGCUGCUAAAAGCCACUGCACUUGUCCCACUUCUUUUGAUAUUCCCAAACGCCUAUUCCAUGCUCGCAGCGAAUCUCUUUGUAUUCUGGCACAUAAGUGCUGGUAUUGAAGAGAUUUUGGCUGAUUAUGUCCACCAUGAGAUGACCCGAAAUUACGUCGUGAUUGCUUUCAAAUUGUUCCUGAUAAUUGCAAUGAAGGAUGUGUUCCUGAAAUUUGUAUUUGUAUAAUCAGAUAGCUUACUAAAAUUGUGCUUGCAUUUCUGCAUAAUAAGAGCUCGAUGAGUUGUAAACAUGAGAAAACCCUUAUUUCCAGUUUUCAGUUGGUUAUUAGAGGUGAGGCAACAUGAUAAUUUUCUGAUCUAUAAAGUUAAUGAAUGGCUUUUAGUGUGUAUUGCUCAAAUUUUGGCAUU